GGUGUCGGCGCCUCACGAGGCUACAGUUGACAAUUCACUGAUUCAACGAAUCGCAGCCGUACGACGCCCGAUGACCAAUUAUGAUUUCUUGACUGCCAGGUGGUUGUAAUUCUAAUUACGACAUGGCAUCUCGCAGAUGGUUUCAUCCAAACAUAUCUGGCUUAGAAGCAGAACGUUUAUUAAUGGAACGUGGCUAUGAUAGUUCUUUUCUGGCACGUCCAAGUUCCUCUAAUCCUGGUGACUUCACAUUAUCUGUCAGGCGAAAUGGUGAAGUAACACAUAUUAAGAUUCAAAAUACAGGAGACUUCUAUGAUCUUUACGGCGGUGAAAAGUUUGCAACACUGUCCGAGUUAGUACAGUUCUAUAUGGAAAACGGAGGACAACUUCGAGAGAAAAAUGGUGAAGUUAUAGAAUUAAAAUAUCCUCUGAACUGUGCUGAUCCAACAACAGAAAGGUGGUUCCAUGGCCAUUUGUCAGCAAAGGAGGCAGAACGGUUAAUGCUAGAACGAGGCAAAAAUGGAUCCUUCCUCGUACGUGAAUCCCAAAGUAAACCUGGUGAUUUUGUGCUGUCUGUGCGUACGGAUGAUCGUGUGACCCACGUCAUGAUUCGAUCUCAAGAUAACAAAUAUGAUGUCGGGGGUGGAGAAAAAUUCGAUAGUCUCAGUGAUCUUAUAGAACACUACAAACGUAAUCCAAUGGUGGAAACAAGUGGCAGUGUUGUUCAUCUUCGGCAACCAUUCAAUGCAACGCGCAUAAAUGCCAGUGGUAUCGAGAGUAGAGUCAGACAAUUGCACAAAGAAAAUGGCUGUUCCAAUGGUUGGUUAUGCUGGAAUGGUGCCACUGGUAGCAACGAGGCGGGUGCAGGUCGUGGAAAAGGAAAAGCUGGUUUUUGGGAAGAAUUUGAAUCGCUACAGCAACUUGAGUGCCGUCACUUAUUCUCUAGAAAGGAGGGCUUACGCCCAGAAAAUCGAGCAAAAAAUCGCUAUAAGAACAUCUUACCUUUUGACCAUACAAGGGUGCGAUUAAAAGAUGUCGAUGCUAGCAUUCCUGGUUCCGACUACAUCAAUGCUAAUUACAUCAGGAAUGAAGAAGGUGACGGAUCCAGCAGUGGAAUUAGUGGCGCCGUUGAUGGUGGAGCAUUUAACAAAUGUUACAUUGCUACGCAAGGUUGUUUACCAAAUACUAUUCAAGAUUAUUGGCAUAUGGUGUAUCAAGAAAAUACUCGAGUGAUUGUCAUGACCACUAAAGAAAUGGAAAGGGGAAAGAACAAGUGUGCUCGCUAUUGGCCCGAAGAAGGAGAGGUUGGCGAGUAUGGAGGAGAAUGGAAAGUCUGUGCUCUUGGUCGUACUUCAACAGCUGACUACACCCUUCGUGAAUUUCUUUUGCAAGGAAGCAAACCAAUAUUUGCAGAGCCCAGAAGGAUCUAUCACUACCAUUUUCAAGCCUGGCCAGAUCAUGGAGUACCUUCAGAUCCUGGCUGUGUAUUAAACUUUCUGCAUGAUGUGAAUGCCCGGCAAGAAUCGAUUGCUGCCGCCAGUAAUUCCACCACCCCAAACAAUCAAAAUUCUGGGAGUACGGGACCGAUUCUUGUACACUGCAGUGCAGGAAUAGGGCGCACCGGGACAUUCAUCGUUAUUGAUAUGAUUCUGGAUCAAAUCAAGCGUCACGGUCUUGACUGUGAGAUCGAUAUUCAGAAAACCAUUCAAAGGGUUCGAUCACAGAGGUCUGGAAUGGUGCAGACCGAAGCGCAGUACAAGUUUGUAUACCUAGCUGUUCUACAUUACAUCGAAACAGUAUCCCAGCGUAUGCAGGCUGAACAGAAAUCCUUGCAGCUUGGUCGAGAAUAUACAAACAUUCGUUACAAGAGUGAGACAAAUGCUGUUAAUACUAGUGAUUCCGCUAUAUCUACUCCAGCUCCUACUCCUACUCCUAUUCCUACUCCGACUGGACUUCCACCAACUACGAAUGUCACUCUUCCCGCUACAGUUGGUGGUUUUAGGCCAAAAUAAUGAAAUCUUAUUUGUUCGCACCCUAUUCUGAGAAUCUUCUAAGCAUAGCUAAGAGGCUUCCCUUUACACUUUCUUAUGUGCGUGCUUGUAGGCCUAAAAUCAUUCGCUGUAGGUAGGUAAAAAAAAUAACAUACGUCGCGUUCCAAACAUUUGCAGAAGUAGAGAUUAGACACGAUUUGUUAGACACCAGGAAUUUACGGAAAUUGGCGUCUUAAGUGAUAUGUGGAAAUUAUUCUCCGUCGAGUCGACACUUACCUUUUACCUGAUUUAUAUUUAUGAUACGAAUAAAGUUUGAGACUAUCCAAUCACGAAACGGUACGUGUAACUAUUGUAUCGCCAACUCGGAGUAAAUUUCAUGGACAUUUUGUAUGUAGUCUAUCAUUUGAACUUCAAUCUAGAGAAUCCGUUUUUUGUUGUUAAUAAUAGCUUCUAAGGCACGAAUACAAUUAACUGAUCAUUCGAUUUAUUAUAAUUUAAUUUGAAAUGUCAAUCAAUUUUCGAUAAAAGGAUCUCGAGUACAACACUAGGUGAAGGUCAAUUUUCGCCAAAUUAGUCGUAUUAAAUUAAUUGCAGAGACAAUAAGUAAGUAAUUUAAGUAUGAAUAACUACACUUUUAAUCAAUGCCUUUAGCAAUGUACGAUUGAUAAAAUGAUAUUGUUCGGUACAUUUACGUAGCAUCAAAUUGGAUACGGGGAAAUAUACUUUGAAGUUUCCGAGAGCAAUAGUUCUUAUUAUGAUGUAUUAUUUCCUUUUAGCUGUUAAUUUCUUCACUAACAUUGCACAAUUUGAAUACUGAUUAUAUUUCUUUUUUACCGUGAAAUAUUAACAAUAGCGGAUUAAUAAUGAAAACGUAUCGGUCGCUUGAGUGGACGGCUUUUCGAUAGUUAAACGUGUCGUGUAUUUAGAAAAUAAUUUCGAUUAAUGUAUGUAAGAGCUGAGGGUUUCGUUCAAUGAGUGAUAGCUGUAGGCAAUAUAUGUGAUAAAAUUAAUUUUGAAAGCAUGUGGAGUGCCUUCGUGAGACGAUGCAAGUAGACGUACUCGGUAUUACAUAAUUGUCGCAGAAAUGCAAAUGUGAUGAUGUCUCGAAAUAAAUGUUCACGAUGGUUGUAGCCGAAUAAGUGUGAUGGAAAUGUCAUGUAACAAUUUGUUUAACUUGCAAUUUCUCAAACGUGUUCUCCAGAUGAAUGAUUCAAUGAACUGAAAGAUUCAGCAAAUUAAAAAAUUUCAUUUUUGCACUCUCAUGUUAUUCUUCGUGCAGUCAAUAAUAAGUUUGAUCGAACAAAUUGUAUGAAAAAUUAAGUAUAAAGUGUACAUGGAAGUACAUACAGGUCAAUGGAUGUCUGUAAAAUGUAUUUAUUCUUACUGUCAGAUCGUGUUCACACGUUUCAAUUAUUCAAGGGAAAAAUGAUAAAAAUUGGAGAAAAUCUUUUGACAAAUCGCAGGUUAUAAGAAUCUUAAGGAUAUUUUUAUCGUGGUCAUCUAGCUAUGACUUGUAAGAUAAAAUAUUAGACUGCUCGAAUAACAUUAUCGGCGAAAGAUUAGGUUGUAGUUGAUCAAUUCAUUUGUUUAUAUAUACAUAUAUAGGUAUACAGGGUGAUUCUUAUAAGAGGUUCAAAAUCAAAGGAAUUUAUUACCGCGAAGGCACAACCACUCUUUGAUGGACUAUAAAUUAUGGUCAAUAGUACUAUUCUUAUUCGCACAACUAUAUGUCAUGAUAGAUCUUCAAAUCUGUAAUCGAGCAUUGCUUUUCCGUCCCCAUUCGCAUAGUUUACUAGUUAUAUUCGUCAAGCAGACAUGCCUUUGCAUUAAUGUCUCAUCUACUUUGGGCCUUUCAUAAGACUCACUCUGUAUAUUUAUCAGGCUUUCAAAUGAAGUAUAAGUAAGCUCCGCAUAAAUUUUAUUCCUUAGUGGCAUUUCCUGUUAACUUCGUGCUUUCAUAAAAGCCCUUUUACAGCAAAAUAUAUGUUUAAGGAAAAUAUAUGGAGUAAAUAAGGGAAAUCGUCUUUAGAUAUAUUGUAGAAUACCUGCGAAUGAAGAUUGUGAUAAUAAGGCAAAUACAAAACAUUAUUAAAAUUAUUUUAAGUUGAUUACACUAAUUUAAAAGGGCUGUUUAACAAGAAUUUGUAAGUUUGUUUUAAUUAUUAUAAUUAAAUAUUCUCACUAUCCUGCCUUUAUUAACAAAAACAUCAAAUUACCUGCCAGAUCAUUGCUUUUUAUGCGAACACAUAUACAUGUGUAUCUUUUAUGCAGUCUAAUCAUUAACAAGACGGAUUAUUAGUGAACCUCGGCUUUCAUUCAUUAUGCUGAUAUGAUUAUUAAUGCAGUCAUGUUUUAUUUAAUUAAAUCACUUCAAAUUUAUACGUGUAUAUUUUGCAAUAAACAGUUGCAGAGCUCAUUGAGAACACA
This is a messenger RNA of Orussus abietinus, 4415 nucleotides long. Its product is annotated as tyrosine-protein phosphatase corkscrew. The record is from RefSeq and is a predicted model, not a curated record. Gene Ontology annotation, molecular function: protein tyrosine phosphatase activity. Gene Ontology annotation, biological process: protein dephosphorylation. The transcript has 12 exons. Lineage: Eukaryota; Metazoa; Arthropoda; Insecta; Hymenoptera; Orussidae. Bases 123 to 2009 code for a protein of 628 amino acids.